This is a messenger RNA of Harpia harpyja (harpy eagle), 357 nucleotides long. RefSeq lists its product as uncharacterized. The record is from RefSeq and is a predicted model, not a curated record. Bases 1 to 357 code for a protein of 118 amino acids. Lineage: Eukaryota; Metazoa; Chordata; Aves; Accipitriformes; Accipitridae. The transcript has a single exon.
AUGUACCAACCGCAGAGACAAGUCCUGGCCGCCCUCCUGGGGCAAGGGACGGCCUACACCGGCACCCCCGGACCCUACUCCCGCCGGCCCGUGACAGAGAAGCCGAUACGAGAGCACCGGCUAAGGCGUGAGGAGGGACCGGCCCUGGAAGCGGUCAUUGCUGCUCCCAGAUACCCAGAGGAGACCAUCCCGGUCGCCGGUACCGACGCAGCGAGGGGAAAGCGCUGCAAAACUCCGCCGCUCCCCUCAGCGCCGCGUUCCCGCCCCCCCCUCGAGCCCGCGCUGCGCACGCACCCGCCCACCCCCUCACAGCGCAUGCGCAGCGCGCCAACCAACACCCCACCCGCCCCCCUCUGA